Molecule: messenger RNA, 1379 nt
Organism: Trichobilharzia szidati
Lineage: Eukaryota; Metazoa; Platyhelminthes; Trematoda; Strigeidida; Schistosomatidae
Source: the annotation of a GenBank genome assembly
AUUCAAAGUUCAAUUUUAAAAAAGGCAUCAAAAGUUAUAUAUAUAUACAUAUUGAUAAUCACUUAUUUUUGAUUAUCUUAAUGAUGAUUUCAAUUAGUAUUAUUGCAAUAUCCAUCUUGGUUAUAGUCAAAUCUUAUGAAAUAAAUGAAACUGUCACAUUUCCACCAUUUUCUGAUGAAUUGAUCUCGUAUAUCAACAAACACCCAAAUGCUGGAUGGAAGGCUGAGAGGACAAAUCGAUUCGAUACAAUUGAUACUGCUCGUUCAAUGAUGGGCGUCAUCUUUGAAGAUGUCGAUGUGAAACAAAGAUCACGUCCAACAAUCAGUCACAGUGAAGUUAAUAUAGAUUUACCGAAAUUCUUUGAUUCUCGUAAACACUGGAAGAAAUGUGAGAGUAUAAGGACGAUUCGCGACCAAUCAGGCUGUGGUUCAUGUUGGGCUUUCGGUGCUGUCGAAGCAAUGAGUGAUCGCAUUUGCAUUCAUUCUCACAAUCAUAUAUCAGUGGAGCUGAGUGCUGUUAAUUUACUGAGUUGUUGUACAAGAUGUGGCUUAGGUUGUCAAGGUGGCAUACCAGGAAUGGCAUGGGAUUACUGGAAAGAUGAGGGUAUUGUAACGGGUGGAUCAAAUGAGUCAAAUUCAGGAUGUCAGCCAUAUCCAUUUCCAGAAUGUAGUCACCAUUCAGCUAGAGGAAGACAACCACCAUGUAGAGGUCAGUUAUAUGACACACCUGAAUGUGAAAAUUAUUGUCAGAAUGGAUAUGAAAGAGAGUAUGAAAACGAUAAAUUCUACGGUAAGUCAUCUUACAACGUGGCCGGUGACGAAAUUUCAAUUAUGAAGGAAAUUUUUUUAAACGGUCCUGUUGAAGGUGCUCUAUUUGUCUAUGACGAUUUUUUCAACUAUAAAUCUGGUGUCUACAAACAUAUAACUGGUUCCUAUGUGGGUGGACAUGCUAUACGUGUACUCGGUUGGGGUGUUUACAAGGACAUUCCAUACUGGUUAUGCGCCAAUUCAUGGAAUGAUGAUUGGGGCGAUAAAGGUUAUUUCAAAAUACUGAGAGGUCGAAAUGAAUGCGGAAUUGAAUCGAACAUAGUGGCAGGAUUACCAAUGAAACGCAGAGAGUAAACUCUAUGCACUUACCUAUUCUGUAGCUCAUAUUUACACUAAGAGUGGUAUCGUCAGUUAUUGAUUGACUCUUUUUUUCUCAUUUUAGCAAGCAUAUUCUUGAUAUAAAGUUUUGUUGUUAUCUGUCAAUGGGAUUUAAUAAAUGACUUUAUCAUUUACAAAGGAUAUCUGGAUUCCUAUGCUUGUUUUAAUAUGCAUUUCUGAGAUGAUUAGAAGCCGGCGCUUAGACUGUUCAAGUUACAGUAUAAACCGUUAUCG